AUGUGGCGUGAUUGGCAUCCAAUGAGUCGACAUUUUGAAGCCAUGCAACAGGAGCUUCAGGCACUGAGACAAGAAUGUGAAGUGCUUACGCAACACAACAGCGCGCUGAGACAAGACGUCAACACACUUCUCAGCAAAGAAAGCUGGAUGGUAGCUAGGUUUGAAAGAUUACGGUCAGAAACAGCAGAUUUGCGCCAGACUGCCAUUUCAAGCCAUGAUACACAAAGGGCCAAUCCACAGCGGAAGAAACAGGUAUCGAUCUAUGGUGAAAUCAUUGACUAUCUCCAAGUCUUGUCACACGAUAAGAUACGACUGGGCGAGGCACUCCGACGCGAGAGGGAGCUACGUGCACAAACCGAAGAAGAAGCUUCUGCCGCUGCCGCUCGCCAUCAGGAAAUAACUUCAGAAAUGAUGAUAAAACUCAAUUCCCUACAGAUGCGCGGCGAGGCAUUGUAUGAUGACCAGUGUGCUUCAGAAUGGCGAAAGCUUCAGCAAGCCCUUGAUGUUUGGACAAGGCGCACUUUCAUGGAUAAAUUAGCCAUGAGUCAUAUGACAAAACAAAGUUUGGAGUGGACGAAGGACUUUUACGUGCUACCUGAGGAUAUAUUACAGGACAUACAUGGAAAGCAUGCAUAUAUUCAGGGUACUAUUGCAGGAAUCAUCUUUAAGACUGUUUUCAGUUGUCUCUUUGCUUGCAGUCCUAGUGGACACUCGGAGCGAUUGUUAAGUGCGAUAGGCAAAGCUCUGAGACGAUCUGGUAGUAGCUACACUUGGGAAACCUGGCGCUCGGCUACAAGCAAAGCUUUGGAUGAUCCAACUGCCUUCGAGGAGCAUCGGCAUGAUGACUCCUGCAAUUCACUUUCGCAGACAAUCGAUCUUCUGUUCAGCAACUUUUACAGUCAAAACAUCGGAAAUGACAGAAUUCAUAGCGGACUGCAUCGGAUAUUUCAGGACUGUCUGGCUUUCAAAAAAAGACUAGAACGACAGGAAUCCGACUACGUUAUCCGCCAAACUCCUCCCGGAACAGUCUAUUCUGCAGCAAAGAUGAACAGUUUGAACUACAACGAGGAAGAAGGUAGUACUGUCAUGAUGAGUAUUUGGCCAUCGAUUUAUAAAGUGUCUUUCGACAAUGAAGAGCUCCUCAUUGAACCCGAGGCCGUCUGGACAAAGAAACCGACUCAAAUUGACGAGUCAGGUACGGAGGAUCUCUAUGACAUCGAGAAAGACAUCAAGCAAGCAGUGAAGUCUGAAGAAGAUGAUGACGAGUUAAGUUUGAUCAUGAUUAAUUCUUGA
Messenger RNA from Talaromyces amestolkiae, 1293 nucleotides. RefSeq lists its product as uncharacterized. The coding region runs from base 1 to 1293 and encodes 430 amino acids. NCBI's taxonomy places the organism in Eukaryota, Fungi, Ascomycota, Eurotiomycetes, Eurotiales, Trichocomaceae. The record is from RefSeq and is a predicted model, not a curated record. The transcript has 4 exons.